This is a messenger RNA of Dromiciops gliroides (monito del monte), 447 nucleotides long. It is a transcript of the gene POLR2K, whose product is annotated as RNA polymerase II, I and III subunit K. NCBI's taxonomy places the organism in Eukaryota, Metazoa, Chordata, Mammalia, Microbiotheria, Microbiotheriidae. Gene Ontology annotation, molecular function: DNA-directed RNA polymerase activity; zinc ion binding; DNA binding. Gene Ontology annotation, cellular component: RNA polymerase II, core complex; RNA polymerase I complex; RNA polymerase III complex. The record is from RefSeq and is a predicted model, not a curated record. Bases 105 to 281 code for a protein of 58 amino acids. The transcript is spliced from 4 exons. Gene Ontology annotation, biological process: DNA-templated transcription.
UUGUUGAGGGUGCCUUGCGUCAUUUUGAAGCGCCGGAAGUAGAUCUCGCCGCUGUUACUCGAAGGACUAGGGCUCUCCGGCCUGGGGCGUGUGAGGGAGUGACGAUGGAUACCCAGAAAGAUGUGCAACCGCCAAAACAGCAGCCUAUGAUAUACAUCUGUGGAGAAUGUCAUACAGAAAAUGAAAUAAAAUCCAGGGAUCCAAUCAGAUGCAGAGAAUGCGGCUAUAGAAUAAUGUACAAGAAAAGAACAAAAAGAUUGGUGGUUUUUGAUGCACGGUGAAAUCCCAAGAAUUCAGAGUAAAACCUUCAUUUUCUUCUGUAUUUCCCACAACCAUUUCAAAUAGUAUAGCUUUUGGGUGAAUAUGUUUUUCUUUUACACAUAAAACUAUGUAAUACUCUUCCAUUCUGUAGCUUUAAAUUAUUUUUAGAAUAAAAUUUUUGAAUGU